CCAACCGAUGGAAGUAAAUAAUGGCGGUGCUAGGGUCAAAAUGGAACGAAUUAUAAUCGGACGCAUCUAUCAAGUACAGUCCGAAAUAACCGAGUCUGUUUAGUACCUAGCAAAGGCUUAAUGUCUUAGGUUUCUAAUGAGACAAUUUUUGUGAAGCCUACACAGAACAGCGGAGAUGGAGCUUCGGGUUGGCAACAAAUAUCGUCUAGGGCGAAAGAUAGGCAGUGGAUCAUUCGGCGAUAUCUAUUUGGGUACUGACAUUUCCAAUGGAGAAGAAGUAGCUAUCAAGUUAGAAUGUGUGAAGACCAAGCACCCACAGCUCCACAUCGAGAGCAAGAUAUAUCGGAUGAUGCAGGGAGGUGUGGGCAUACCGACAAUCAAGUGGUGUGGGGCAGAGGGAGACUACAAUGUCAUGGUGAUGGAGCUUCUUGGUCCAAGUUUGGAGGACCUUUUCAACUUUUGCUCACGGAAGUUCAGUCUUAAAACAGUGCUAUUACUGGCAGAUCAAUUGAUCAGCAGAAUUGAAUACAUACAUUCAAAAAACUUUAUUCAUCGAGAUGUUAAGCCAGACAACUUCCUGAUGGGCCUUGGCAAGAAAGGCAAUCUUGUAUAUAUUAUAGACUUUGGUCUUGCCAAAAAGUAUCGAGAUGCUCGUACACACCAGCACAUACCAUACAGGGAAAACAAGAAUCUCACUGGAACAGCACGAUACGCCAGUAUAAACACACAUUUAGGAAUAGAACAAAGUAGAAGAGAUGACAUGGAAUCAUUAGGAUACGUGUUCAUGUAUUUCCUUAGAGGAAGUCUGCCCUGGCAGGGCUUGAAAGCAGCCACCAAAAGACAAAAAUAUGAAAGAAUCAGUGAAAAGAAAAUGUCUACGCCAAUCGAGGAACUGUGCAAAGGAUUCCCAUCGGAAUUCGCCACAUACCUGAAUUUUUGUCGGUCUCUUCGGUUUGACGACAAACCUGACUAUUCUUACUUACGGCAGCUAUUCCGUAAUCUCUUCCACAGACAGGGUUUCACAUAUGAUUACGUCUUUGACUGGAAUAUGUUAAAAUUUGGAGGUCGAGGAGCUGAGGACCUGGAUAGAGACAGGAAGUUACAUAGCUCAACAUCAAGGGCAUUGCAGGGCACAGCACUUCCAGGUCGAGUCCGCAGUGAUCAAUUAGGAGUUGGGGCCGUGCCACCUGCAGGGGAUUUCAAUUACAUUCGUGGUCUGCCGUCUCGGCCCAAAGAUAGGCUGCCUGCACGGUUGUCACUAGCAACAAAAGGUUCCGAGUCACAGGAGGGCGUUACAGACAGUAGGGUCAGUGAUAGGUUGGCUACCCCCUCAUCUGGAGGGAGGCUUAGUAUGAAGGGAUCAGGACUGCCUGUGCCUGUAGGGAGUAGUGCUGAUGGCUCAAAAAUACGCCCCACCUCCCCAAGGCCAAUAUCCCGAGAAAGAGAGAGACGCACCAGCACCAAACUACACAGAGGUAUUCCUACCAGUGAACUUCAACGUGAACACACUCGCAUGUCCUCAGUCCAGAUGCAGCAGGGCAUGAUGACACCAAUCAACUCUGGGCUCAGACGAGGGAGUGCGUCAAAAGAAGAAGUGCCUCCGCGCUCCGGGUCAUCUCGCCAAAUCCGCAAAUGACUAGAGGCCUGCGGGGAUGACGGACGUUGAUCUCUCAGUCACACUGAACCCAUUCCUGCCAAAACUCGGGUCCGACAUUAUAUAUACGGAUAAUCUGUACUACCCAGUGACACUGGACACUUUGACUACAUGAUGUUUCUUGAUUGUGCCAUUGCUUGGGGAGUAAAGUGAGCAGACAGACCUUGUAAGGCUGUGGGAAGUUAAAGCUUCCACUAGUGAGUGUCUAUAGAGUGAUAGACGACUUCAUAUACCUACAGUAGUAUUCUGACUUUGGUAUGACACAAGCUUAUGUGAUGAAAUGGACAAGAUAAGUUGUACUGAGGCAGUAUAACUACUGUCGCUUUAUAACAAGAUUGAGAAUACACAUGAGUUUACCGUGACCAAAACAACUUAAUAAUGUCACAACCAGCCAUGAGCGCAAGAUUCAAAUUCAACAUGUGCGAGUGAACAUUUGACGUUUUAACUACCUGUGUAUAUGCCAACUGUGUGUGUGGAUGCUUGGAUUUCGAUCUUUGUGACUGAUUAUCAUGAUUAUGUAAUUUUAAUAUUGUACAUAAAACUGAAUUUAUAAAUAUCAUCCAAUGACAUGAUUAUUUAAGGCUGGCCUGUAUCUGGACUACUUGAUUUCUUCUUUCUGUGCUGUCAUUGUCUACUGGGAGUCUGCUCAAGUGUAGCAAUCACAUCGCUUCAUUCAUUGUUGAUCUGCUUUGUACAUUUGCUCACAAGAAAUCCCUUGUGUCUUAAAUUUCAUUGACAGACCAUGCUCCAAGUUUUGUGACUUGAAAAUUGAUUAUUUCAAAAAAAAGGCCAAAUUUUAUUAUUUUCCAAAAUGUUCUUACUUCCAUGUAACUGUAUCUGUUGGUGAUUUUACUACCAAACAUGCCAAACAGUGGCAUGCACUUGGAAUCUCAGCUAGAUCUAGCUUGGUGUAUUAAACAUUGCUAACACAGAUGUACAUAGGACAUGUCUUAACUUUCACCUUAAGAUAUCUAUUUGAACUACACUUGUGAUUUGUGAUCUAGUCUUGUACCUAUAUUGCAUAUAGACAAAGUAUUAAGGUUACGCAUAUCACCUUCAUGGAUAUGAUUAUUUAAACCUUUAAUAUACGUGUUGGGCUAUGCGUACUUGGUAAGUUUUAGUAAGAUAUGUAUCCUAACUAAUGGUUUCCAUUUUUGAUGAUUAAUAUGAACCUUUGGAACACCUUAAAUGAAUUUGUUGUAUUGUGAUAAAAGUGUCUUUGAGAAUGUGAUGUUGACCAUUAUCAAUCACAUAAUGAACAACACACUAUAGACUGUAAUCUACACUAAGGAUAUUGUCUGUCUUCAUGUGUUGGCAGUUCGAGUUCGAAGACGUUAGAGACUGUUGGAUUAAACUAGGUGUCAUAUUUUUCAUUACCUGGAAUAUUCCCAAAAAAUCAUUGAACAAAUUUUUAAACUUGAUUUUACUUUUUCAAAAAUAAAUUGUAAGGUUAUGAAAUGUUGCUGACCUUAUUGCCAAAAACAUCUCCAAUCAGUUUGUUAAUUUAGACACUUGCGUUCUUACAACUCUUAAGAUUUGGAUGGUUUGGAAGUUCGGAGGCUUUACCUGCUAAUAGCUGCAACAAAGCCAAGUCAUGUACAAAGUACUUUGGGGCUAGAGUCAAUUUAUUCUCCCAUGAACUCUUUCUCUGAUCUGUCAAAGUCUCUUCUUCCAGAAUGUUGUGGACAGUCUGUUCUGGCACUAUACAAUAGUAGUAAAGUUAGACAUGUGUAGCGGCAGUGAUUAUCUUACAGAAUGUCCACUUCCUGCAUGCACAUAGAAGAUUUGCUUCAUAGCUACAACAUAGUACACUCCAGUAUGUUGUCAUUUUAUGCAGGGUAAUCAAAAUGUUUGUAAGAUGAGUUGGUCUUUGAGCAAAACAUGAGCCUUGUUUACUACUUUAUGAAAUUGUAGAUAACUUGAAACUGAUUGAUUGAAUCUUGCUUUUAGGGGUCAUGGUAUGGAAACGCCAAGAAUUUCAUGAAUAUUGUCCAUGAAAUCUUCUCUCACCAGUGUUGUACAAUAAGGAUCAUGAUAAUUCUUGUUAAACCAUAUCAUUAAAGCAAUGAUUUGAUCUUGAUGUUUCAUGUUAUUUUGGCAUGACAUAAGGGACAAAAACAAGCUGUUUGUUUGACAUAUUUAAUACACUGUAUUUCAAGGUAAUUGUGCCUUAGGGGUCAUAAUAAUCUAACCAUUCUCUGCAUGCUGUUUGCAUGUAUGAUGGAUGUGUUUGGUUGUUAUAAAGGCAUAGCUAUCUUGAGAGAGGCUGUAGGGCCACACCACCUUAUUGCUACACCGCCUGUGUGUUCCCUUGUGUCAUGUCAUUGUGUCAGUCUGUCCAUUACAUUCCCCUCUGUUUCUUCUUGUAUUAUGUGGAUGGAGUGUACUACAGUCUUGGUCUGUCAUGUACUCAUUACUUACUAUGUGUUUUCUACCCCUGUAUUAAUAUUAUAUUGUAAGAUAUCAAUAAACAAAUUUCACUGUA
This is a messenger RNA of Haliotis rubra (blacklip abalone), 4139 nucleotides long. Its product is annotated as casein kinase I-like. Gene Ontology annotation, molecular function: ATP binding; protein serine/threonine kinase activity. The record is from RefSeq and is a predicted model, not a curated record. Gene Ontology annotation, biological process: endocytosis; signal transduction; peptidyl-serine phosphorylation. Gene Ontology annotation, cellular component: cytoplasm; nucleus. Lineage: Eukaryota; Metazoa; Mollusca; Gastropoda; Lepetellida; Haliotidae. The coding region runs from base 176 to 1636 and encodes 486 amino acids. The transcript is spliced from 10 exons.